Messenger RNA from Porites evermanni, 11666 nucleotides. Lineage: Eukaryota; Metazoa; Cnidaria; Anthozoa; Scleractinia; Poritidae. The record is from the annotation of a GenBank genome assembly.
AUGCUUACUCUUCUUUUUGCAGUAAGUUUCUUCUGUGCUAAAUGAUAUAUAGAAGUGAAACAACAUGUAAAGCCAGACAUGUUUUGACCCUUAAUUAUUGAGAUGCUAUUUUAACUUACUGACGACCAUAUAAUUAUAUUGUACAGUCAAACACUUUGCUCUCUGUUAUAUGUUGCUGUUAUGUACUCAGUUGUAGUACAUUUAACAAAAAACAAAACAAACAGAUUAGGCAAGUUUGAGAGUAAUAACUGCAAACAUAAUUUUUUUUAUAGCACCCGUGUGUCAAAUGUGGGAAAUUUAAAUCUUGAAGUUAUCUAUAUAGACUUGCAAUGGCCGCCAUUUAUUUCAGAGCUUACAAGGGAACUUCAUUAUUGUUUUGUAAAGGGGCAGCUAUAGUUACUCACAGCAGACAGAAACAAUAACAUCAUAAAACUAUUAGAAGUAGCUUUAAGUUUAUGACUGAUAAUUUUGUGACAUACUGUUAAGGUCAAGUUCCUUACCAUUGAUUUUCUUUGUAAAAUAGAUAGGAAAAUCAAAGCCUGUUUAUUUGAGUUACUAUUAAAAAUUGUGUUUAUCAAAAUUAAUAAUACAAUAAUAAAAACUAAUAUUAUUUGUCUCUUGUUAAUAUUAAUUUUAAUAAUUGCAUCAGUGCAAAUUUUAAAAAAACUGAUAACAAGCAGGCAAUAAAGAUCAUUUUAUAACUGCCUUUACUAAAGAUAUAAAAUUAGAAUUCACAAGUUAUUUAGUUAAGUCGGUAAACAGCUUACAAGCAGUAAUUACUCAGUAAUUGGUAAAGCUUUUGUAAAGACAUUUAGGUUUCUAUAAUAAUAAUCAUUUUAAUUUUAAAGUUUAAAUUGUUUUGUAACACCUUUACUCAAAUAUUUUUGGCACAGAGCUUGAAUCUGGAAGAAUAGGAAGCUUAACAUAAAUCAUAAAAUUUUAUGUUUUUAGACCAAGAAUGGGUGGUGGUAAAGGAGUGGCUGGGAUAUCGUCUUGCUUUUCUGUUUCACUUUUGUCUUGUAAGAUUAGUAAAAUACCCAGAUUUCCAGGGUUACAAGUGUUUUCAUCAUUAAGUUGUUCUAGAAUAGUGUUUUAAAAACGUUGCAAGGUUUUGGGCUUUCUUAAUUCCUUCUUAAAAGGCCUCAGUGAUGACUUAUUGGGCGUCCUUUAAAUGUUGUUGUGUCUCUACUUCAUUUAGACACUUACCGGAUCAACAGACAUACAAGAUGAAGAUGAUGUCACUGAACUUUUGAAUGCUAUUUCAGCAGCAAAUAAUACCCCUGUGCCUCCCACAGAUAACAUCAAAUCCAAACCCAAGCUAAACAAAAGAGACACUGAUAUGGUGUUAUCCUCUUUACUUGAAUCACUGCAGCCCCCACCCUCACCCCCAGAGUCCCUACGGUCUGUGGACCCCAGGGAGUUCGACUCUCAGUGGGAGAGUGGUUACAGUGACAAUGAAGCUCCGCGAGAUCUUGUUUCAAGUAAAUCUCGACAAAGUUUGGAGAAGAAAACUAGCUCAUCAGCUAAUAGCACAAUUGCUGAAAACGAGAGGAAUGAUUCUCAGCAAACUUUCAAUUCGCUCGCUGUUCAACAUAGUAUUACAAGGCAGCUGGAUUCUGCAUCAGAUAAUGACAUUACAACUGAUAAUGAUGUUAAUGACAGUAGCAAUGAUGGUGACGAUGAUGAUAUUGACAUGGAUGAUGAGGAUGUGUUUGACAUGCUGAGGGACAACAGUCAGCUUGUGAUAAGUAUGCUGAACAAUGAUAAGCCUGAAUCAACAGUGGAAGUAAACAAUAAUGUAGGACACAAAGACAGUUCCUCAACACACAACACUCUUGAAGUAGAUGCACAUCCUGAUGUACCCCCGCCAAUCCCUACCACACCUCUUCCAUCAGAUGAUGAUGAGCCCCCAGUAAAACCUCCACCAAGAAGGGAAUCACUUCCCAAGUUUUCAGGAAAUUCUAGCGCCGAAGAAUCUUACUCUUUACCAGUUGUUAAUGAAUCUGUUAAUGGACACAGCAGGUAAAAUUCUCGAGGGACUGUUGCAUAUACACCCCCAGGGUGGUGGGGGGGGGGGGGCACUAGAUCAAUAUUUGGGAAGAGGUGAGUCACUGAGCUUUUGAAAGUCUGGCCCUGUUUAGGACACCACCCUCAAUGUUAUUAUCCUUCUAGAACAAAUGACAUAAUGAAUGCCAUCUUGUUUUUAAGUCAUUUAUUGGCAAUUGCAGUUCAGAAAAUUAACGUUAUAGUCUUUGCUUUUGUAUAUGUGUAGCACAACAAAUUUCAUCAAACAAAUAAACUCAAUCGUGCAGGCAGUACCCUGUUUACAAUUAGAACAGACUUGCACAAAAUUCCCUGUUUAAAAAUCAUACCCUGUCCAGUAGCACAUCCCCAUAUAGGCCAUGAUAUUAUAAUGGAGUACCCCCAGGAUAUACAGUGGUGUAGACAGUAAUCCUUUUUUCAGCUUUCAUCAACACUACUAGGUGUAAAAAGGUUCGGUGGCCAAAGUUAAUAUUCAUAGUAAGUAGUUUGCUCAGGUGCUACAGGCAACUGGAUUUUACAGAUGUGCUUUCUUGAAUGUACAGAUUGCCUUGCUAUAAUGUACCUGAUGGCCUAUCAAUGUAAUCAAAUUGCACUGCAUGAUAUGACACCCAGUGUUGUGGUUAUAGGUUUCUCUGAUUUUCCUAUAAUUGACUUUGCUAGUAAAGUUAAGGCAGAGAAAAAUAAAUAUUUUACAUCUGCUAGCUUUAAGUUAAAAAUUUCCAUCCAAUGAAAAAAGUGUGGACGUCAAAGAGUCCAAAGAACUUUGAUCAACACUAUGAUCUUUAUUUUCUACUUUUUUUUAUAUAGUGGUGAUGAAUUGACAGCUCCCUCAGAACCUUUGAUUGAUGUACUUGAAGGUGGUCAGUAUUCAGGAGAUAACCUUGCUGAGCUCAUCAGAAGUGUCAAGGAAAAAAUACUAUCUAACAUCCCUGCUGAAGAGUUUAGGGUUUGUAUUACUUUUAAAGACCUUCUGUUAGAACAUAAAUUGCUUUUUUCAUCAAUAAAAUUGUCAGUAGCUCAGUAGCAGCGAUGUCUCGCACCUGUUCAACAACCAAAACAAAGUCCUUCUUAAAUUUUGAGUAAUGUUGUAGCAAUUUGCUGUACACUAUCUUAUUACAGUGGAACCUCGACAUGACAAACCUCUAAAGAAGUCUUUGGUAUGUAAGGAACGAUUUUCUUUACCCCAGUAACAGUAAAAUAUAUGAAAAAAAACCUUGUUGUAGCGAACAAAUUAAGUAUUUUUGCCAGUCCCUUGGCCCUUCAUUAAAUCGAGGUUCCACUGUAAUUAUAUUUUCAUGUUUUAAACUAAAACAAGAGACAGAAAGAUUCUUUGUUCAUGUUAUUCAGCUAUAGGAGGGUGGAAACCCAGGGGAAUUGUCAUAAAAUUCUCUGAGUUCUUUCCCAACUUUGUGUUAACUUUUUUCUUGUAGGCCUUGAGAGAAAUAAAACAAACAGAUGGAUGUGACUCAGGGAAAAAACCAGCAAACAAGGAUAAAAACAGAUACAGAAAUGUGCUGCCAUGUAUGUUGUACUUAACUGCUUAUAAACAGUAAUAGCUCAUUUGAGUUCAUGAAGCAGGUGUUAUGUUGAUGCUACAAGCAGCCAUGCAAAUUCAAUGCAUGUGGAUUGAAUGUGGGGGUUGUGGUUUGGGGCACUUUUAGUUUCCCUUUGCUACUCACUAUCGAUGACCAAGUAACCUGACUGAAAAGGCUUUGCUAAUAACAAUAUUGUAUUAAUGUUACUCAAUCUCUCUACUUCAGAAUUAAUCAGCAGGGAAACUAGCUACUAUUAAAUGGGUAAUCCAUCAACUCUUCACAUCUGUACGGCGAUGAGCAUAAAUAAAUGAUUAUCUUAUCUAGUAAAAAAUAUAGUAUGACCUUCAAGAGAUCAGUUUUCUAUUAUCAAAAUAUUUCAAACUCUUAUUAAUUUCGUUUCGGUGACAUGCCUGACUCUAAAGGAGAUAAAUUGAAUUUACGUUUCAGUUGAGAAGACCAGGGUCCAAUUAUCUGGAGAUGGUGAUGGUGAUUACAUAAAUGCCAGUCAUGUGAAGGUACCAGUGGUAUACUUGAGUCCUUUUAGUGACGAAUGUUGCAAUCACCUAAACAAAUAGCUGAGGUAUUGAGUAGGCAGUAUCCAAAACUUAACAUGAUACAUAAGCCAUGAGAUUCAGCAUCACUCAGAAAAAUACUCAACCAGUACUGAUAGAUUCAAGUUUGACUUUCAGAAAAGGAUUUUUUUUACCUAUUAAACUUUUAUAUGUACUUCUUUUGUUGCUUAUUCCAGAUUCCUGUUGGAGAUGAUGUUUAUCACUACAUUGCAACUCAGGUAUAUUUUCUUGACUGGAAUAUUUUCUUUUAUGGCUGUAGGGUCAAUGACUGUAAAUGGUGACUUUUUUUCUACUUUCCUUGUGUGAAGUAAAUUGAUCGAUUCUAAUUCUUUAAAGAAUCACUCAAAACUGUAAAGAAACUCCUUUUUUUAUCCAAUUGUGACCUAGUAAAUUUCAAAAAUAGAUAGCCCCGAAUCUGGAAAAUUAUUUAAGAUACACCGUAUAAUGGGAAAUGGUUAAAGGAGGGUUUACCUCAGUGUAACAACCCAUGUACUUUUUCCUUGUCUUACACCUUUUGGUUUCUUAAGUUCUUUGGUGUAACUUCUUUGUGUUCUUUGCUUUACAUCACCCAUACGUUUUACAAGUUUUUACAGCAAGGAUUUGCCAUAAUGGAUGGUUUGGGCUUAAAAUUUGUUGUUCUUAUAUUGGUGUUCCAGGGCCCUCUUCCAAACACAAUACAAGAUUUUUGGCAGAUGAUCUGGGAACAAGAAGUUGUCGUUAUUGCCAUGGUAACACUACAGCAAGAAGGAGGAAAGGUAUAUAUGAGCAUGUUUGCAUAGUCAGAUGGAGUAUAUCACAGAAAACACUUUAAUUUGAAGAUAUUUAUUCAGUAGAGUGUUUUGUGAAAAUUAUUAAGAUUCUUUGGAGAAAAAGCCUCUUUUGGAGCAUAGUGGAACUCUGUCAAUACAGAUACCAAGGGGAUAUGCUACAAUAAGCUCAUGAUUGUGACAAUGAAAAUAGACAUUGAGCAGGGAACUGGUGUGUAUAAAGCAUGGUUGACGAUGAUAUGAGAGUUUGAAAUUGCCUGUGUCCGUAUUGAGUUGGUUAAUUUUAGAGAAAGUAUAUGAGCUUUUCUUCGGGACAAACAAAACUGUCCUUAUAAUAUCAUAAGGGUGCUCAUAGUAAGGGGGUGACUAUAGAGCAGAGUCCACGUUAGUGUAACCAACGUCACUCUAGUUCCACCAUCAGGCAAUAACGUUAAUUAUUCUAUUCAACGUGCAAAGAAAGUCCUGUCCUAUAUCCUGGGGUUAGGGGUUUUUUUGAUUCAUCGGGCCAGUGAAUUCUGGUCUUAACUUGCCCAACAGGCAAGGCUAAGUGAUAUUUUUAGGGGAAUUCAAAUUACAGAAGUACUGAAAGACAAAUUGCUUAAAUUCCUUCCAAUUUCACGGGGAUUGAAAGCUGUUUUUCAAGCUGAUCAUUCUGAUAAAGUGAAAUUAUUUCAAGUAUUACUGCAAUGAAUAUAUAAAACAAGUAAUUUAAAAAAACUAAAGGUGCAAUGAUUCUUGGGCUAGUAUAAGCCAGGCUUGCCCGUAGGGACAAGAUGUAAAACUGACUUUCUUUUAGCCUGCGGAGCUGGCCAUUUUUUGGUGGGUUGUUACAUUUGUGGCUCGUAAAGUAAGAGAUUCAGCUUGUAGACAGCUCUACUUGAAUUCUCCUUGAUAAAGUCACAUUGCCAGUGGCUGCUUUUAUGGACAUCCCGUUAGUGGCCCUAUCCAUUUACAGACCCUUUUCCAUGGGAGUCUCGACACCUGAUUUUGUUUUCUAAUCACAUAAAGGAGGUCUUUCAAAAAGUGAAACUGAAUUUCAUGCCAAAAUUUUACUUUUAAAAAAAUCAUAAAUAGACUCGUGUUUUAGUAAAAUAUAAAUAUUUCAAGAUGAUAUCAUGAUGUGUAUUUACACCAAAGCUGGAAUCCACUGAUAUGAAAAUUUCAGUAGUUAUUUAAAUAUCAGUACUAGUUUUAUGUACUUUAUUUGCUAGUUUUAGCGAUUGCUGCAAUGUUGUCAUUUUCCCACAGGUGAAAUGUCAUAGGUACUGGCCAAACACUGAGGAUCAACCUGUAGUAUAUACAGAAAGGUUAGUGUAUGCUGUUUCUGCAACUGCUACUAAUUAACAUAUCAAUUAUGCUGUCACCAGCAGCAUAUAAGGUUCUUGGAAAUCAGAUCAUUAACUCCUUAAACCCUAAUGUCAGCAUUUAUAAUUUAUUCUCUGCACUAUUUUCCAUCUUUUUUGCUGUUGUGUACCUAUGUGGAGAAUUUGAAUUGUUGAACAAUCAGACCCUUUUUUGUUAGAGAUCCUUUCCUUUACUCUCAAGACCUUAAACCCUAAAGAAGGGUUAUUUAAGGACUAGUCAUAUUUUGGUCACUCUUACUGUUAGGGUAUACACGGUUUUAUUUGUCUGAUAUCUUUUUUUUUUUUUUUUUCCACUUUUUAUAUGAAAGAGUAGUAUUUUUUUUUUUGCCGAGUAUUAUUUUUUAGAGCUUAAUGCUUGUUAAAGUUUGGUAUUUUUUGAAUAUGCUGUGGUUCACUGUGACUUAUAUUUGAGUUUUUCAAUAUAUAUUUCUUUUCAAAUUAAUUUUCUUUUUUUUAUUUUUUCUUUUCUUUUUUUUCUAUACCUUUAAUCCUUAAGAAGGGUUUUUUUAGGAAUAUUUAUAUUUUUGUUCCUUUUUCUUUUUUGUUAUUCUCGGUUUUUUUUGUUUGAUAUCUUUUUUUUUUUUUUUUCACCUUUUUACAUGACAGAGUAGUAUUGUUAUUCUAGCAGAGUAAUAUUCUUGAGAGCAUAAUGCUUGAUAAAGAUUGGUAUUCUUUGAAUAAGAUGCUGGUCACUGGUAAUUAAUGUUGAGCUGUUCAAGCUAAAUAAACUAGCAGUUUCAGUUGAUGUUCACUGUUUCUUACUGUCACUCUAGUAUCACAUAUUUUUAGUCAGCACGUUUAAUUUCCGUUGUCUUUGUUUCUGCAGAAUAGCAGUGAGCCUUCUAAGACAGGAAGAUUUUGGUUCAUUUAUAGAGAGAGAACUUGAGCUCCAUGACUCUCAGGUAUGCAAAAUUUGUGCAUGUUUAUAACUUAGGUCCUGUUUUUUAUUAUUAUUAUAUAUUCAUACUUUUGAAGCUUUUAAAAAUAUUUCCUGGUACUUCUCAUUUAGUUUGUGAGUUUUAUGUUUGUCUGAUUGAGUGCCCCUCAAGCACUUUAAAUUUAUUAAGGUAGUGCUAUUUCAUAUAUUUGUGUAAUUCUUUUGGAGGAGUGCUUUGCUUAGACUUCCAGAUUUUUGAAGGUUUUGUGUUGAGGAAAUGAGCUAGUGGGGUGCCUGUGUGGUGUUUGAGAGUGAUGAAUGUUAGGCAGAAAUGGUCUAAUUUCAUUUUCUCUCUUUUAAUUUGUAGACUGGUAAAACCAGGACUGUUUCUCACAUAAACUUUAUUACAUGGCCAGAUCAUGGAGUUCCAAAGGUAUGCUAGCUAAUACUUAGUGAAGUGUUUUUAUGCUUGUACUCUCAGGUUUUCAGCCAUACUAAGAUAAGUAUGUUUGAGACUCCACUUAUCCAUGGAUCCUAAUUGACGGUGCACUGUAGGCAUUUUCUGGGUAGCCUGCAUGGCAGACGGUCCAUAAAGGUGAAAGGGAGAGAAAGAGGGAGAAAAGCGUGAAAAGAAAAGGGAAGGGAACUUACCCUCCCUUACCCUCUCUCCCCAAUCCCUCUCUCGAUCAGUACAUUUUCACCGAAACUUAAAACGUACCUUUCAUGACCAUAAUAUUUGUAACUAUUGUUUGUAAGUAGGACUUUCUUGAUUUUGUGUAUUUAUUCAUUACUUAAUUUUUGUUUCAUUUUUUAAUGCUUAGUUUUGGUUGAGGGCAACGCGUAUAUUAUCUGUGGAUUUCAAGUUAAAAUUCUCAUUAAAAAUCUAUCUAUCUAUCCAUCCUAUCAAAUCCUGUUACGCAGGCCUUUUCUGGAUGGCACACAAAUUCUUUAGCAAGCCACCACCAGUAACUCUUUCCACUGCAGGUUGCUGGUGUUGUAAUUUUGAUCUUUUUUCAUGAAUUCAUGAAUAAACUUUGUACAGUUCUCACCAGAGCCCCCCUUCCCUCUUCAUAACCUCAUUCUUUUUGCCUUUACCUACCCUAGUAGAGGUUGCAACUGCGCACUUAAAUACACAAUACUGAACUUGUGAUUGUCUGAAAAAUAUGCCUGUGUUUUAGCCUGUAGGCCCAUGUUGAUCAGGGUUCUCAAUAGAUUUUUAAGUAGGAGGUGAUCACUGAUAAAGUAGGAGGCUCUUCACCAAAGCCAGAGGUGUCAAAACAAAGCAAAGAAAAGCGACCUAAACACAAAGUAAGCGGCUAUAAAUCCCAAAGUAAGCGGCGAUCAGUCGCCGGGUGCCGCCUUCUAUUGAGAACCCUGGUUGAUCUGCCGGGUCUAAAGUACAGGUCACAUUCUACAGGUCAAGAGUACAAGUCACUGCUCCUUCGAUAAAUUACCAAACCACACAGAUUCCCCUUGAUCUAAUUGAGCAUUUUGUUAAGAGGUUAGGGUAGGUGACACUUUUAAUGCUGUUCAUUUAUCUGUAUCAUGGUCACCUGUAGUCUGACCUGUGCAAAAGUGACCUGUAUUUUAGACCCACCACUCAAGUGAUCUUUUAAGAAAUGUCUUUCUCGAGUAAUUCAACUUUUGCCGUAAACAGAAAGUAAAGUGAAUUCCACUUUAAAAAAUAGACCUGAGCCCGCAAUCAAUUGAAAACCCAAAACUGGUCAGCGGAUAACUUUAAAAAAUACGUGGCCUCAAUGAGUUGUAUACCUGAGCCUGCGAUGCAGUCAUGGGACACUGGUCUGUGGAUACCCUUUGUUGACCGCUGUCAAUUGACCAUAACAUGGAUGUCCAAUACCAGGUUAAACACAGAUAGUAUAUGCCUUGGACUCCUAGCCAGUAACUGUGCCAUUUCACAUCCGCUAACAUGGAGGAGUGAAACUACAGACGAUUUUUCAGAACCAAAAAGUUUCUUGGAUGCAUAGAUAAUCAAAUUAUUUUACCCACGGUGCUUCGCUAAUAUGCAUUUUAGGAGUGUGGAUACUCCGAUUGAUACAGUACUGAUCCUUAAUGUAGAUAUUGCCUCACUAGUACCACACUUUGUUAACAUUUAACAACAGAGUGCAUUAAUUUUGUCUGAUAUCAUUCCAAAUUUCGUUUGUUUAUAGUCAGCCGUGGAGUUGGUAGAAUUUGUUCGAUUCUUGCGCCUUCUUGCUGAGGGUCCUGGCCCAGUUGUUGUUCACUGCAGGUAACUGAAAUCUUCAGACCCCUGGAAGUAAUUUUUGAUUGUACCUGGUUUAAUUUGUAUUGAUUUUAGUAACUGUUCAAAUGUUUUAUUGAUCUUUCAGUGCUGGAAUUGGUAGAACAGGUGCUCUUAUCACCAUAGAUGUGGCAAUAGGUCUCAUGGAAAGAGAUUUACCGGUAUGCAUUACAACUUAUUUUGCAACAAAAAUAAGCAAUAAAAGCACAUGGCAUUUUCAGUUGAUGACUGCAGCUGGCGUUAUGCUGUACAUACAAAAAGUCGCAACCAUUUUUUAAGGACUUUUCAAGGACCACAUUUGAUUUUCAAGGACCACCUUCCAGGAAUGUAAUUUCACAGAUUGUACAAAAAUGCACAUUCCCAGUCCAUUCUACCAGGACUUUAAGGCUUGAACUGUUUGCUCCACCAAAUUUUCUGUAUUUUUCAGUACUCUUGUCUUAGUCGAUACAAUUGAACCUCUCUACAACAACCACCUUGGGGACAGAAGAAAGUGGCUGUUGUAGAGGUUCUAAACAAGAGUACAUGUAGGGAUUUUUUUGCCCAUUGGGACGGAAAAAACUGGCUGUUGUAGAGAGGUGGCCGUUAGCGAAAGUUCGACUGUAGUUAAUUAUUGCAUAAAACAAAAAUCGCUUUAUGUAAAUCACCUAUAUGUUCUGUGUUGGACAACCAAGACGCUUUAAAAAGCACCUUACAGGCUACUACAUUUGAAGUUGAAGAAAAUUCAAGGACUUCCCCUAAAAUUCAAGGACUUGCAAGACUGUGCAAACCCUGUUACGUCACACAGCAGGCCAUUGUUGAAACAUCACAUCUUUUUGUGUGGCACAUUAAUAGAAAAUGAAAAAAGCUGCACUUAACGCUAGGGAGUGUGGCUCAUUUAUGUUUAAUCAACAGUCAACAGUUCAGUACAUUGUAAUAAUUUAGUUGGGUGACAACCAUCAAUGCACGCGGUUUUUCUUUUUCACUUUUGACAGUUUGAUGUCAACAAGAUUGUGAGAAAACUUCGUGAACAGAGGCAAGGCAUGAUUCAAACAAAAGUAAGUGAAUUAAGAUCAUGUUGACAACAGCCAGCUACCCUUUGUUUUACAAAAAUUAAUGAUAACGUGCCAAGGUUGAAGAACUAGAAGGCAAUGUAUUCUUGUUUUGUUUUUUAGCACUAAUUUAGUACCAAACAGUUGUUUAUUCUUUGUUCUUUAUAAUUUUGUUAUAGGACCAGUACAUAUUCUGUUACAAGGCCUGCCUGGAAGUUCUUAUGUCACUGACUGCCAGCUAAUUUACAAUUACCCGUGAAAUGUUUUAGUAGUUUGAUUUAUUUGCACCGUAAACGUCUCUUCACUUGUGGCAAGUUAGUUACAGAGAUGACAAACAGUAAUAUGUUUAAACCUCCAUGUAUCAAAAUACCACGAAUGUAGAAUAUUUUUAAAUUGAAGUAAAAUAUUUACUUUACAAUAAAGUAAGCAGAUUGUUAAACAAGCUUAACCUGCAUAAUAUAAAUUAAUUUUCAUACUUUUCACAUCAUUCGAAAAAUGUUUUUAUUUUACAGCUACGGUAGUAUUUUGGUCUGUUUCAAGUUGUACUGUUAUAUAUUUGUUAAACUGACACUAAAAUAGUUGCCCAUUAAAGUAGGGAAUAGGGGAUAACAGAUCCCCUUCUGAGAUUUUAAUCAUAUUAAUUCAGUAGUUUUUGAUAAUAUUAUAAUAUAUGAAAGUACCAUUCAAAUUAUAAUCUCAUCAGUCUACACUUUUUAAACAAUUUGAACAUCUUGAAAAAUUAUUAUGGAAGUAUGUAUUUACUAGGGUAGUAGUUAUUUAUUCCGUUUGAUUUUUAUUGAUUUAUUUAAUAUUGAUUUUUAUUUCUUUUUUCACUUAAAUGAUAUUAAUUUUAUUCUGAUUCAUACGUGUUUAAUGCCUCGGUUUGUAAAGAGAUUCCUAUCUACAAUCUUAUUUGACCUGAAACCUCUAGACUGCUCGCACACCCUUAAGACUGUAGCACAGGCGAGCUUGUUAUGUUCGCCCAUGCGACAAUCCUGAGAAGUCUUUGGACUGAAGAUAAAGAUCGAUAUAUGAAGAAAACUAUCAUGCCACUGAUUUUUAGAGUGUUGAGGUGGUUACAUGAAAAUUGUGGGAAUUGGGGUGGGGAACUUAUUGUAAAAGUCUAGAUAUUUUUGUCAUGUGGAUGCAAGGGUCUUAGAUCAAGUGUUACGUGUUCAAACAAACGAGAAAAAGAAUAUUCUUCUUUGUGGAAAUAAAGC